This is a messenger RNA of Zychaea mexicana, 1815 nucleotides long. Its product is annotated as RNA dependent RNA polymerase-domain-containing protein. The record is from RefSeq and is a predicted model, not a curated record. Gene Ontology annotation, biological process: siRNA processing. Gene Ontology annotation, cellular component: nuclear RNA-directed RNA polymerase complex. NCBI's taxonomy places the organism in Eukaryota, Fungi, Mucoromycota, Mucoromycetes, Mucorales, Lichtheimiaceae. The coding region runs from base 116 to 1651 and encodes 511 amino acids. The transcript has a single exon. Gene Ontology annotation, molecular function: RNA-directed RNA polymerase activity.
UGUCUCUCUCUCUCUCUCUUUCCUCCUACUUUAACUUUUUUUCUGCUCACUGCUCACUGCAUACUACCAUUUUACUGUUUUUUACUUUCUCCCUUUGUUUCGUUUAUCUGACACCAUGGGUGACAUGGGACAGGCUCGUAUAUCUAACAGCGUGAAUAACAUAGCACGCAUGCUCAGCAGUCUUGCGCUCGAUGAUGACAUGGAUAUCAAUCUAUUCAACUCUCUGCAAACUGCGAUGCACGGACAACACUUCGGAGGCGAACGACGCUCCUGUACGGUGUUUGCAUCUUCGUUUUCAAUGGGAUACAUGGCUUCGGAAACCACCUUCGUCCGGCAAUGGUCCACACAAACGAACGUCCGAUUCAGCUACAACUACAACACCCGUUUGGUGACCAUCUAUUUCGGACACGCAGGGCACACAUACAAGGUCGAGUUCAAGCUCAAUACAUUAAACAACAACGGUGAAAUCGUUGUCGAAGAUAUUGACACGAGCGGCAACCAAGCGGCGCUCACAAUGAUGCUCAAGCACCCGGGCCGAUUCUGGCUAGAGUGGUCUAGAAACGGGCGUAAAGAAAGUGCUUGGUAUCGUGUGGUUGAUCUCGACAGUGGUGUCUCUUCUCAUGUCGCUCUAAUCGGGACUGGAUACAAUGGGCCGCCAUCCUCGCCCUUGCCGUCAUCAUCAACGGCCGCUACAGCCAAUCCACUCGGCAAAUGGACCGCUUAUCGAGUGACGUUUACGCUCCACAUGUCUACACAUACAAAAGCCCGAACGUGUUACAAAACAUUAAUCAGGAAACUUGUUGAACACAAGGCCAUCCCACGGGGUCCAAUUACGCCCGGUGUCAAAAUUGGAGUCGAGCAUGAUCCAUUGUCGACACACCCAUCAUUAUCAUCGUCAGCACCGUCAUCACAGUCAAGAGUCGGUCAUGAUGAACGCUAUAACCGAAUCAAAAACUUUGAGGCGUUUUACACACUCGAGAGUUUUAUUUCGAGCUACCGUCUAAAUGAAAACGCGCUGACCGAAGACUUUUACACAAUUCUGUGCCGGCUACCACCGUUUGUCGCCAUCGAUGCACUCAAGCUCAUGUGCUAUAGAGAAGACGAGCGGGUAUGGCACCCACUUGAAAAACUCCAAGAACUUGUGCAAAAGCAAUCGACGUUAGGCCUCGGCCAUCUCCGAGGGCGCCGCCGGCGCAGAAGCCACAUCACAUAUGUUUACAAGGUCAUGGUGACACCAACAACCUUUGUGCUCGAGCUCCCACAACCGGAAAUGUCCAACCGCGUGGUUCGACAUUUCAGGCGCUACGAUGAUCGGUUUUUACGGGUCACGUUUGUUGAGGAAGGGUUGGGGACGUUGAUGAAUACGGCAUCCACGCGACACUUGAUUAGUGAAAAAUUGUUUGACAGGAUCCUCAAAAUCAUCAGGGACGGGAUUCGCAUCGGGGAUCGUUACUAUGAGUUUUUGGCGUUCUCGAGUUCGCAACUGAGAACCCAUGGAUGUUGGUUUUUCUCGUCGACGACCAUGGAGGAGGAUGGUAGCUUGUUGGAUGCAAACAGGAUUCGUCAGUGGAUGGGAAAUUUUCGGAAUGAGCGGGUGGUUGCUAAACAUGCCGCGCGUAUGGGUCAGGUAAAGAAAAAGACUGGUUUCUAAGAUGAGAAUGCAUGCAGGGGGAGGCAUUGUUAGGGGAACAGUGGUCCCCCCGUUAAGAUCACCCUCAUCUUUUUCAGCCCUCAUUGAGACCCCCUUCGAGGUUGAUCCUAACGGGGGACCACUGUAUCAGUUCGCCUUUAAUUGGUAACGCUUAUGUACUUUCA